Stegodyphus dumicola is the source of this 975-nucleotide messenger RNA. RefSeq lists its product as uncharacterized. Lineage: Eukaryota; Metazoa; Arthropoda; Arachnida; Araneae; Eresidae. The record is from RefSeq and is a predicted model, not a curated record.
AUGGCUUGUAAAUCUCAUACAAUUAAAAUUUGUCAAAUCAAUUUACAUCAUGCAAUCAAGGCCACAGAACAAUUGAGAGUUGAGGUUACAGAAAGUGAUACUGAUCUGAUCUGCAUACAAGAACCUUAUGUUUAUCAAGGAAAGAUAUAUGGUUUACCAAUAAGUGCCAGAGCAUAUUAUAAUAAAGGUGAGAACAUAAGAUCUGGUGUCUUUGUAUUCAAUGAAAAUUUAUCCAUUUUACAAAUUUAUGCUUCUAAAGACAUAGUUGCUGUUUUGGUGGAUGGAAAAAGUCCUUUUCUCUUGAUUACAUGCUAUUUUUCCCCGUCAGAAACUAUUGAUGAUCAUUUACGUUGUUUGUCUUCUUUGUUUGAUAGAUUUAAAAAUACUUCAUUAGUAAUAAAUGGUGAUGUCAAUUGUAAACAUCCAUUGUGGGGCCAAAACCACAUGGAUUCAAGGGGAAAAAAAUUAGCAGAAUUUCUACUUGAAAAUAACUUUGUUGUAAACAACAAUAGAAACAGUUUUCCCACAUACUCUUCAGUAUUAGGAAAUUCAUGGAUUGAUAUUACUGCUUCCAGAUUGAUUAAAGACAUUGAGAUAUGUAAUUGGCAAGUUUCUGAUAAAAUUAGCCUUAGUGAUCAUAAUUAUAUUCAUUUUGAGAUUAGAAAUGUGAUAAUUGAUGAUACACAAAAUAACCAAAUUAAGUUGAAGAGAUUGAACUGGAUUGCUCUAAAGGAGCUUAUGUUUGAAAAUUUUUCUGGCAUUGAAAUCAAUGAAGAUAUAGAAUCUCAAUUACAUGAAAUUAAUUCAAUCAUAUGUGAGAUAUGUGAAAAUGUUCGGUUUAAUUAUAACGAUACAGGAAAAAAGAAAACUAAUUCUCCAUGGUGGAAUAAUAGAUUAAAUACUGAAAGGAAAAAAGUUCGAGCUUCUAGAAGAAGAUUUCAGAAUUCUUGUGGCGAAGAUAGAUUAAAUUUAUAA